This is a messenger RNA of Synchytrium microbalum, 1692 nucleotides long. RefSeq lists its product as uncharacterized. The transcript is spliced from 6 exons. NCBI's taxonomy places the organism in Eukaryota, Fungi, Chytridiomycota, Chytridiomycetes, Synchytriales, Synchytriaceae. The record is from RefSeq and is a predicted model, not a curated record. Bases 1 to 1692 code for a protein of 563 amino acids.
AUGGUCGCAUCAAGAACCAAACCCAAGAUCAACAAGAUUAUACGAGUUCCCGCGGGUUCUCUGGACCAGAAACUCGAACUCGUGCAAAGUUUGGCAAGUGCUGCCGAAGCAGACACCAAAAAAGUGGAUGAACUGGAACGCUUGUGCAAGAUUCGCAAGAUUCGAUCACAGAAUGAGGAAAAUCAAGAUAUAUGGACUUCGGAAUUCCAGAGAUUGAACUCUGUCGCAUCUUCUUUUGAAGUCGAAAUUCACAAUGCACUCAUGAGAUUUCUGGACUUGGAUCCUGAUUCAGCAGAUGCUGAUGUCCUCGAAAGCGUCUCUCAUUCAAUGAGUCAUGCAUCCGAAGCUCUCGCCUCAGAGGAAGCAACAUAUCGACGAUUGCUCGCAGAUUUCUUAUCGAAAUCAGACAGUACAGAUAGUCAAGCUCAAGUGGCGAAAGCACGAAUCGAAGCGGAAACUCUGAUAGAAGAGGACGACAAGAGUAUCGUAGCAAUUUCCAACGACCUAGAAGAUCGCAGCCACUUCCUGGUCUCGCACGUUAAUACCAAUCCGUGGGUGACGUACCAAGGACUCGUCUGUGAGCUUCGAGAACUUCCAUGGCGAGAUUCAAACUUGGGUUUAUGGCACAUACAGCAGCUGAAUCACUUGGAGCAGUCGUAUUGUGAUCAGCUGGACAAGGUCUCCCGAUCUCUUCAGGAGCUUCAAUUGCCUACCUGGUCAACCGACCAAGUUUCGACUCUAAAACGUCUGAUGGACAUGUCUCGACAUGUCCCACACGGCAAGUUUCCAUGGAUUUUAUCUCGUCUUGAGGAUGAAGGGGUCUUCAAGUCCAAGCAAGAAAUAUCGGAUGCCUAUGAUGUGCUCUCUCGAACCGAUUUCUUGCAGACAGAGAAGGCACGAAUACGUAGAGCCUUCCAGAAAAAUACGGACGACUUUGUUACAGACACUUUGAACCUAUUGAAAGACAGCGAUGGAGAGAUGCUCGAAGCCGAGAAGCGACUCACAGAACUGGUCAAUCAGAAACAAAAGAGUCUCGAAAUUUCCAAACGGUUGGACGGCUUACGUAAAGCCAAAUUAGUGCAAAUCAGACAGAUAGAGGCCCAACGUGAAGCCAAAAUGGAAAAAGAACGUUAUCUGAGUGAAUUGACAGCUAAAGAGGAACGUCGAGUUCGAGAUGCCGCAAGGAAGAAACUGUCUGCGUUCAAGAACUCCCAAGAAGUCGAGAAGCAUGUCUUCCAGUUGAAACGAGAGCAAGAAUUGAAACUGGCUGCUUCUCUCAAAGCGGCUGAAAUCAAAAAAAACAAGCCAAAGGUAGAGCAUCGCUCCGAGCUCAUUGUGCAGAAAAUCAAAAAUCAGCAACAGCUGGAGGAAGAAGCUGCUACUCGAAAGAAGCAACUUGAGGCCAAGCUGCAAGCCUUGCGUGACUCAGUAGCUGUUUCUGUUGAGAGCGAUUGGACCAGAGUCAUCUCACCAACAGUAGCAUCAUCAGCACAAGCAGAGGAUGCGAGGCCACUAUUUAGCAUGAACUCUUUCUCAGUGGAUCAAAUUAUGGCUGAUAAACGAGUGAGGAUAUCAGAAGCUUUGAUGGCUGCAAAUCUACAUCAAUCUGACUAUGGACGAGCUGUACUGAUGCAGCUCUCUAAAACCAAGAGGCCUGACACGCUUUCUCAAGUUCGAUUGUCUAGUGAAUAG